CAUUUCGAAAUUUCUACGGUUAUGGUUGUCAGCCCUGUAUCUGUUCUUGGGAGUUGGUCGUUGGUCCUAAAACGGAGAUCAGUAAGUGAGUCAUGCGCAGUCAUACGCUCAUGCAAGGCUCACCAAGGCUGCAUUGUGCACCCAGAACCAAAACGGUCAAUAAUAACGUCGGUGAAAAGCAACAGUCAUUUCUCGUUGUUCUUGCUACACGGUGAAUUAACGGAUCGGCGGUUAGCUGUCGAUCGAAUGAUAUUGUUUAGAAAGAUAACACACGGUGCUGGCCAUUUUCAAUAAAAUGAGCGACGAAGAACAAAGCUGCGAACAAGUUGAAGAUGAUCCAACGAAUUCCCGACUAUCUUUAUUGGACCUUCCAGUCGAGGUAUUUCUUUACAUCUGCUCUUUUCUAGAUGCAUCCACCAUGGUACAUGCUUUAAGCUUAGUGUGUAAACAAUUCAACGAGGUUUUAAGAGAUGACUCUAUGUGGAAAGAGAGAAUUAGCCACAUGUGUCUGCAUACGGAUUACCCAAUUUUGCCUCCUGCUGAAGAUGAUAAGCUGUUUUGGAAGUUAUCGUGCGUUGCACUAGAGAAACAAAUAUCGCUAUGGAGAAAAGAAGAGUCCAUAGAAGGUUCUAUGGAGAGAUUAUCACUUAACAAUAUACAUUUCAGUACUAUCGAUGGAUUACACUUAAUGCAUAAUGGAAAUAUUUGUAUUUCUGGAGCAAGGAACCGAUCCUUAGUAUGUUGGAAGCUUCCCAACGAAGAGAAUGAGAAAGAGAAUGUUACGCAUAUAAACUUUGCCCACGAUGGAUGGAUUUGGGACAUAACAUCGAUAGACAACACAGUCUAUAGCUGCAGUUGGGACAAAACUGUUAAAGCAUGGACGCUUACCGACACUGGUCUUGUCCACUUCAAAACUUAUGACAUGUCCAUCGACUGUGCUGUGCUGUCCGUGGCAUCCUGUCCGGAGCUGGCUUUGUUCGCUACAGGUUCAUUUUGCAAAACCGUUUCGGUGUAUGACACUAGAUCAGGAGCAACUCCAAUUGUAAUGUACAAACCGCAUCGAGGACCUGUUAUUAGACUGAUCAUGAAUUCCCAGUUCAUCGUGUCGGCAAGCGAAGACAAAACAGUAUACAUAUGGGAUCAUAGAACGAGAAAGUUUAUCAACGAUUUUACUAUCACCGAAUCAUUCCCUAUGUGCAUAUGUAUGCAGAGAGACAUCAUUUAUGUAGGCGACAGUACCGCGAAGUUGUACGUAUUAGAUCCGAACGAAAAUUUUAAUGCAGUCAAGACUUAUCCUACCGAACAUAAAAAAGCCAUCACUGGUAUACAUGUUGCGCCAGGAUGUUUAAUAACCAGUUCCACGGAUAAAACUGUCAGGAUAACCACUCCUACAGAUCCUCCGCAACACCUCGCCACUCUGGAAUCGAAUUACGGCGGAAUAGCUAGUAGCGAUUACUUAAAUGACGUCCUAGCCGUAUCUGGUACAGGAGGAAUUGAAAUUUGGAGACCCAGAUCACGUUCUCAUACGUCAUAUCAAAGAGAAAAUGAGUGCGAUCUCGACCGAGGUUUCGUAGGCUCCAAUUGCAACAAAUACGAUCCAGUCUGAAUUGCGUCGUUCUUUUUGACGAAAAGUGGAAGGAAAUUGAAAAAAUAAUAAUAAGGUCGUAAUACCUAAACCUAAAAAAAAGAAACUGAAGUACUCCAGCCACUUGUAGAACAUUUUUGGCAUGGCAACGAUGCACGUGUUGCAACGAUUUCGUAAUGCAGAAUUCGUGAUGAUGAGAUUGUGGUAUCGAUGUUCCGGAAGGGAUAUCUAACAAGACAAAAAUAACACAUUGAAAAAUAUGAAGACGAGUGUGCAUGUAAAAUAUACAAUGAGGUAUCAUCAUGUAGCAUCUAAUUGAAUAUUGUUUCGAAAAGCGCUACAAUAUAAUGAAUAAAAGAAAACUGUACUUUCCAUUUGAAACAAGCUAACUUAAAAUCUCCCCUGCUACCUCAUUCGCUGAAAGAAAUAUUUAUAUCAUCUCAUGUCCACCUUUGUACCGAACGACUUUUGUAAAAACAUCUUUUUUAAUACUUUCAUUUACUUCUGAGAUAUUUUAGCGAGUCCGCGUUAAAUUAGUCAGAAUUUGUAUUAGAUCAAUGAUGUGUACGCGUAUUCCACUGCUUUCUAAUAAAAAUGAUUGAAAAAUUAA
Megalopta genalis is the source of this 2195-nucleotide messenger RNA. RefSeq names its product F-box/WD repeat-containing protein 9. The record is from RefSeq and is a predicted model, not a curated record. Gene Ontology annotation, molecular function: protein binding. NCBI's taxonomy places the organism in Eukaryota, Metazoa, Arthropoda, Insecta, Hymenoptera, Halictidae.